Molecule: messenger RNA, 599 nt
Organism: Protobothrops mucrosquamatus (brown spotted pit viper)
Lineage: Eukaryota; Metazoa; Chordata; Lepidosauria; Squamata; Viperidae
Gene: RIT1
Product: Ras like without CAAX 1
Exons: 5
Coding region: 15-599 (194 amino acids)
Biological process (GO): Ras protein signal transduction
Cellular component (GO): plasma membrane
Molecular function (GO): GTP binding; calmodulin binding; GTPase activity
Source: RefSeq, a predicted model, not a curated record
AGUACAAGCUGGUGAUGUUGGGCGCCGGCGGGGUCGGGAAGAGCGCCAUGACUAUGCAGUUCAUCAGUCAUCGUUUCCCAGAAGACCACGAUCCCACUAUCGAGGACGCUUACAAAAUGCGGAUCCGGAUUGACGACGAACCUGCUAAUCUGGAUAUUUUGGACACUGCAGGCCAGGCUGAAUUCACCGCUAUGAGGGACCAGUACAUGCGGGCUGGCGAGGGGUUUAUCAUCUGCUACUCGAUCACGGAUCGCCGGAGUUUUCACGAAGUCCGGGAGUUUAAGCAGCUCAUCUACCGCGUCCGGCGCACGGACGAGACUCCGGUGGUCCUGGUGGGCAACAAGUCUGACCUCACUCAACUCAGGCAGGUCUCCAAGGACGAAGGCUGUUCGUUGGCCCAGGAGUUCGGCUGCCCUUUCUUCGAAACCUCCGCCGCCUUUCGUUACUACAUCGAUGACGUGUUUCACACCCUGGUCCGGGAAAUCCGACGGAAGGAGAAGGAGAGCGUCAUGGCGCUGGAGAAGAAGUCCAAGCCACGUCCGAGCGUUUGGAAAGCCUUGAAAUCGCCCUUCCGGAAGAAGAAAAAUUCCGUAACCUGA